AUGGCUCUAGCCAUUGAUCUCGUGCUAAUACCCGAUAAUUCUUAUUAUCUCAUCAAGAAUGAAGUUACAUCCACUAUUGUGAUGGAUUUCUUGUUUUAUGGGUUAAAGUCUCUUGAAGAAAAAUGGAGAAAAUUAGAAAGACUUGCAAGCGUGGUUGCGAGAGAAUUGAUGAUCAGUAACCAAAUUGAAUCGGCUAUGAAGACUCUUGAAGAGGAAACUAAGAAGGAGAGAACAAAUGAUGACAAAGAAUUCGCUUUAAAGAUCAAAGAAGACGAAACUAAGAAUGAAAGAACAAUUGAUGCCAAAGAAUUUCAAGCUCUAAUUGCUAGUGUGACCAAUGAUAUGUUUGUUCUUGUUAAAAAUCCCAUGUUACUUCUAGAGAGAUUUGUUCUUGCGCCAUUGCCUGAAAUGGGUUCUCCAAAGCUUGUGCAGGUUGGCAAUGUCCAAACACAGUAUAAUAUGGAGCACGAUGAGAAGCAAUUAGCUGAUUAUGGUAGAUGGGCUUUGGAGGUAUUUGUUUUUGACUAUAUCUUCUGCAACAAAAUUGAAUUCACAUAUGAAGAAACUAUUGCAUUGGAAAGGCAAGAAGAGCUUAUUCAGGAAGAAGAAAAAGAGAAGAACACUAAACUCAAAAAAAAACUUGUUGGAAAAAAAGUGAAGUAAUUCUUUUUAGUCUUUUAUUCCUAGGCUGUUAGACAUUUUAAUAUAAGCUUUCUUGUUUUCAAGUAUGUGAUAAAAGAUUAUAGAUAUGGUGUUUGUGUUUGUGUUUCUUCUUUUUUUUUGUUUUUUUGGAACUGACAAUUAGACUUGUUGCAUUUAGUCAAAAAGGUUGUGAUACAAAUCAGUCCUAAAACAAUUUGGCUAAUUUUAACCAAUGUUUUGUUGUGGAUAGUAUCAAAUUAAUAGUUUUGUUCAAAAA
Arabidopsis lyrata subsp. lyrata is the source of this 919-nucleotide messenger RNA. RefSeq names its product MATH domain-containing protein At5g43560. Lineage: Eukaryota; Viridiplantae; Streptophyta; Magnoliopsida; Brassicales; Brassicaceae. Bases 1 to 663 code for a protein of 220 amino acids. The transcript has 3 exons. The record is from RefSeq and is a predicted model, not a curated record.